CCUCAGCUCUAAUAUCUAUGUCGUCUACACUAGCAGGCCCCUUGACAGACCAUUGUUUCACUUCAGUCGCACACAGCGGUACACCCAAGGGCAAAAGUAUCACUAUUGCUGGCGUACCCACAUACUUAUCUGCUCCGCAAGCUCCCACUGCGUCCGGUGUGGAGACCGUCAUCCUGUACUUUUCAGAUGUCUUCGGGCCAUUUUAUAUCAAUGCCCAGUUGGUUCAAGACUAUUACGCUUCUCAAGGUUUCACCGUGGUUGGGAUCGAUUACUUUUUCGGCGAUCCCGUGCACCUGCAUCUCGAUAAGCCUGGAUUUGAUCGUCAGACGUGGAGAGCAAAGUCUGUUGAGCAGGCAAGGACUAGCGUCCCGAAAUGGUUAGAUGGUGUCAAGGAAAUGUUUGGCACAAAUGUGAAGUACUGUGCUGUCGGUUUCUGUUUUGGCGCGCCCUAUGUCUUUCAUGUUGCGGGUACUGAUAUGGUAUCGUGCGCCGCUGUGGCCCAUCCUACGAACCUGACUGAGGAACUUUUGAGAGCCAGCAAAGUGCCUCUUCUGUUCUCUUGUGCAGAAACGGACUCUGCAUUCCCAGUGCCGUUUCGACGACGCGUUGAAGACAUUCUUGUGGAGAAUAAAGCGACGUACUAUUUCCAGAUAUUCAGCGGCGUGCCGCAUGGCUUCGGGACGAGGGGAAAUCCGGAAGUUGAGAGUGAAAGGUGGGCGAAGGAAGAGUGCCAGCGUGCGAUGGUGGCAUGGUUCAGGCGGUUCGCGAAUAGCAAGUUAUAGAUUCCAUUUUUUUGCAUCAGAACGAGUCGUAGGAUAACUCAUUAUGGUUUUAUCACCUUUAUUGCCUAUCAUCUAAUGUAGCGUAAUAUCGUGUUUCUGUGGAAGUACCUGC
This is a messenger RNA of Suillus paluster, 894 nucleotides long. RefSeq names its product Alpha/Beta hydrolase protein. Gene Ontology annotation, molecular function: hydrolase activity. Bases 18 to 782 code for a protein of 254 amino acids. The transcript is spliced from 8 exons. NCBI's taxonomy places the organism in Eukaryota, Fungi, Basidiomycota, Agaricomycetes, Boletales, Suillaceae. The record is from RefSeq and is a predicted model, not a curated record.